This is a messenger RNA of Nerophis lumbriciformis (worm pipefish), 1218 nucleotides long. The record is from RefSeq and is a predicted model, not a curated record. NCBI's taxonomy places the organism in Eukaryota, Metazoa, Chordata, Actinopteri, Syngnathiformes, Syngnathidae.
CAAAUGAUGGCUACAUCCAAAUGGAAGAUGGGCUUUGUUUUAAUACUAAUGUGCCUCCUCGCUCCGGCGGAACAAGCCCCACUUCCCUUCACCAGCGUUUAUGGUCUGUCGUUCAAAAAUAUGGAGUUUGCUAUGGACCUAUACCGUAAAAUAUCCACUUACCACGAUGAGAACAUCGUUUUCUCUCCUCUGAGCGUAUCCACCAGUUUUGCCGCCCUCUCUAUGGCCUCUGAUGGCGUCACGUACGAGGAGAUACUGAAAGGACUCCACCUGGAGAAUCUGGAGAAAGCCGACCAAAAAGAUCUUAUUCCAAAGCUGUUCCAGAUGCUCCACGGGAACAUCUCGCAGAACGGGACGACAAAACUCGAACAAGGCACAUCCCUCUUUGUACGCGAACACUUCAAAAUAGAGAAGGCAUUUGAGGAUCAGAUGAAGUCCUAUUUUUGCGCAGACAUUAAGAGAGUAAACUUUGAAGACACCAAUGCAAGCAUCAGUCUCAUUAAUGAGUACAUAAAAGACAAAACCGGGGGGAAAGUGACAAAUAUGCUUUCCGGCCUCGAUCCGAUGACUGAGCUCAUGCUGGUCAACACUUUUUACUUCCAAGGUGGGUGGAAGAUGCCCUUCAACCCCAACGACACAUACAAUGCCCCCUUCUACGUUGACAACUACAAUAUUCGACAAGUGCCAAUGAUGUUGAAAGAGGACAAGUUUGAAACGAUGGAAGAUACUCAACUUGGUGUCCGUGUGCUGAAACUGCCCUACUUGGAGGGCGUGUCCAUGCUCAUCCUGCUGCCCAACAAAGGAGUGGACUACAAUAUUAUUGAUGAUGAGAUCACCGCAAAGAGGAUGCUCGGUUGGAUAAAAAAACUGCAAAAGACUAAACUGGAGAUCAACAUUCCCAAAUUCAAGAUGGAGGAGUCGUACUCUUUACAUCACAUUCUCCCAGAAAUGGGUUUCGUUAGUCUAUUUGGCGGUUCUGCCAACCUGACAAAACUAAGCAAAGAUAAAGGCCUGAAGGUUUCAGAGGUACUACACAAGGCUGUCGUUGAUGUGGACGAGGUGGGGACGACGGCGGCGGCUGCCACAACCAUUGGCAUUAUUCCUUACUCCUUACCUAGGACCUUCAUUGUGAACCGUCCGUUUUUCUUCUUCAUAUACCAUGAAGACACAAAAUCCUUGCUGUUCAUGGGCAGGGUGAUUGACCCCACCAAAAACUAG